AUGGAGACAGGCGACCAGAACGCCAAGAAGCCGAGGCUGGAGCCGCCGCGAAGCAUCCGGGUCAAGCAAGAAGUCGCCGAGCAUGAAGGAACCGGCGGUGAAGGAGGAGGAGCAGAAGACGGCGAAGGAGAAGGGGGACAAGGCGGCGCGGAGGUCGUCGGUGCAGCGACGGAAACAGGCAGAAGGGUGGAGGGCGCCGUCAAGAUGGACAUGACUCUGCUCCAAUGCCCACUCUGCUCCAGCCCCCUGAGGCCACCCGUCUUCCAGUGUAAGGCCGGCCAUUUGGCCUGCGGUGGCUGCUGCACCGAGUCGUGCCGGAGGUGCGACCCGCACGGUGGCGGCAGAUUCGACGUCCGCAACACGGCCAUGGACGCCGUGGUCUCGGCGGCCAGGGUCCAGUGCCCGCAUGGAGGCUGCGAGACGUACAUCGCCUACCACGAGCUCGACGACCACCGCGCCGCGUGCCCUCACGCGCCCUGCUUCUGCACGGAAUCCGGGUGCGGCUUCGCCGGCCUCGCACCAGCGCUCGCGGCCCACCUCUCUGCCGAGCACGCCUGGCCCACGCUCACGGUCCAGUACGGCAAGGUCUACCGCCACCAGGUGCUUGUGCCGUCACAGCUGGUGCUCGUCGGCGGCGGGGACGACGGCGGCGGGGUGUUCGUCCUUACCGCGGGCGCUCUCGGCGGUGCCACGGCCCUGUCGGUGGUGUGCGUCCGGGCGAGCGCGGCACCGUGGCCGCGGUACACGUGCAAGAUGUGGGCCAACUUCACGGCGGUAGGCCGGGCGAACGGCCACAAGGCCAAGGUGGGGGUGGUGGACAUGAAGUUGGAGAGCAGCACGUCGCCCGGCGCGGUGGUCGCCGUGGACGAGCUGGCGUCGUUCUUGACGGUGCCGCCCAGGUAUCUGGUUCCAGCGGCCGGGGUGGCGUCCAUGGUGGUGCCGCUCAGCAUCCGCAUCGACAGGAGCUCCUCCUCCUCCUCCUAA
Molecule: messenger RNA, 984 nt
Organism: Lolium rigidum
Lineage: Eukaryota; Viridiplantae; Streptophyta; Magnoliopsida; Poales; Poaceae
Product: putative E3 ubiquitin-protein ligase SINA-like 6
Exons: 2
Coding region: 1-984 (327 amino acids)
Molecular function (GO): zinc ion binding
Source: RefSeq, a predicted model, not a curated record